AGCACAUUCGCAGGUACGCUGACGGCUACACUCAAGUCUGGCGCUGGGCUAUCCCAGCUGUCGACUUAACAGCACAUGUCGAGAUCAACAACAUCAAUGAAAGGACAAUGGCCUAUGUAUGAGGCCGCUAUAGACGAGCAACAGCUGACGCCGUCACUGCUGCCACGAACGCAUAUGCCACCAACACGGACCAUGCACUGCUGGCUUCGUAAGUGUCGUUGCAUCGUCCCUGCGCGAUUUGCCGCCAACAGUAGCUGGAGUGCGGCGCAGACCGAAGCGUUCUACGGUGAUGGUAAUAAUGACAACUAUGUUGAAGAUGUCGAGAUGCUAUUCAGUGUUGUUCCUGUCUCACCGUUGCUGCAGCUAUUGUACUAUGGAACUAGCAUUCAAAGACCACCUUGUACCGCUGUAGAGUGGCGUGUAAUCGGUAUUGGAAAACUGCUACAACAAGCACCACCAGAGCAAAAAAGACAACUGCGUCCCAUCGUAGCAGACUCGGGCGAUCAUUUUGCUGACCGUAGUCGCUGCGCACCGUAUCGACGUAUACUUCUAUUCACUGCGACGAUAAAUAAAUCCAUUGUGCUGUUUACUAGGCUGUCAACGGCACUAGUGACAUACGUAAAUAUUGAUGAAAAAAAAACAAACAGAAAUGUACGAUAGGAUUAUUUGUAGUUAACCGAUUUAUAUGUUAUAUACAACUAAAUGCUAUAGUUACUGGACUAGAUACGGAGUUUAACACUUCACUGUUAUUGAAAUGUCUG
Varroa destructor (honeybee mite) is the source of this 761-nucleotide messenger RNA. RefSeq lists its product as uncharacterized. NCBI's taxonomy places the organism in Eukaryota, Metazoa, Arthropoda, Arachnida, Mesostigmata, Varroidae. The record is from RefSeq and is a predicted model, not a curated record.